Molecule: messenger RNA, 601 nt
Organism: Mollisia scopiformis
Lineage: Eukaryota; Fungi; Ascomycota; Leotiomycetes; Helotiales; Mollisiaceae
Exons: 1
Coding region: 124-552 (142 amino acids)
Source: RefSeq, a predicted model, not a curated record
AGCUUCUUUCGUCGUUAAACUUCUACGACUGGCUGCAUUGUUAAUCAAGCUUGCAUCACUAACCUCUUUGUAGAAGACCAACUUCGCGACCUUGGACCUUCUCCAGCUUUUUGGUCUUUCGUGAUGGAGAGGUAUAUCGGUGUUUUAAAGGGGAUGGUGUCGUUGAUGUCUAAUAUGGGUAUGGAUUUGGCCAACAGAGUGAUUACGAAGGAGCGCCUCGACCACCUUCCUCGAGUCGAAACCAUAUUCGCUCCUCAGCAGGUCGAUCUUACUCAAGGUGCUGAAUAUCCGAAGUUCAGUCAGAUCAUGGUUCAUAAUAGGUGUGAGGAUCAUGGUCAAAUCAUGGUCAAAUCAUGGUCAGAUCUUGGUCAAUUAUCCAUGAUUUUCCGUUUGAUGCUACCGCAGGGCGUACUUGAUGGUUUUGAGCGAAUCCGGGUCUCAAAAUCGUCGGGCCGAGAUGCUUGCAGGUCUUCGGGAGAAACCUACAGUAGCUUCGGUUCGGCAAUCCAACGUAACCUUAUCCGUCCGUUAUCGCUCGGGACAAGAGAGUAAUGUAUUGGUCUCAAGAAUGCAGAGACUCCUACAAAGAUGACAAGAUGUC